Molecule: messenger RNA, 1450 nt
Organism: Medicago truncatula (barrel medic)
Lineage: Eukaryota; Viridiplantae; Streptophyta; Magnoliopsida; Fabales; Fabaceae
Product: pentatricopeptide repeat-containing protein At1g62670, mitochondrial
Exons: 1
Molecular function (GO): protein binding
Source: RefSeq, a predicted model, not a curated record
CUCCUUCUUCUUCUUCUUCUUCUUCCUCUUCAAUGUUUCUGGGGUGCUUUGUUUUUCGUUUUUCUCUCUCUGUUCCAAAAAAGUUUCAUCCUUUUCAAUUCCGAAAAUACCCUUACUUCAUUCCUUCUUUUUCCUUCUCUUCUUCUUCUUCUUCUUCAACCUUAUUUCCUCAAUACACUCAUCAAGGGUCUUUGUCUCAAAGGUGACAUCCAUCAAGCAUUGCACUUUCAUGAUAAGGUUAUUGCGAUGGGAUUUCAUUUGGACCAAGUUAGUUAUGGAACCUUGAUUAAUGGCUUGUGUAAAGUUGGUGAAACAAAAGCAGCCCUUGAAUUGCUCCGACGAAAUGAUGGAAAAUUAGUUCAGCCUGAUGUGGUAAUGUACAAUACCAUUAUCGAUGGUAUGUGUAAAGAUAAACAUGUUAAUGAUGCUUUUGAUUUAUAUUCUGAAAAGGUUUCUAAGAGAAUUUUCCCCGAUGUUUUCACUUACAAUGCUUUAAUUAGUGGCUUUUGCAUUGUUGGUAAAUUGAAAGAUGCAAUUGAUUUAUUCAAUAAAAUGACAUCGAAAAACAUCAUCCCAGAUGUGUAUACCUUUAGUAUAUUGGUUGAUGGAUUUUGUAAGGACGGAAACAUAAAAGAGGCUAAAAAUGUGUUAGCUAUGAUGAUGAAACAAAGCAUUAAACCUGAUGUUGUUACUUACAGCUCUUUAAUGGAUGGAUAUUGUCUGGUAAAUGAAGUGAACAAGGCCGAGAGUAUAUUCAACACUAUGUCUCAUAGGGGUGUGACUGCUAAUGUUCAGAGCUACAAUAUCAUGAUUAAUGGAUUUUGUAAGAUUAAAAUGGUGGAUGAAGCCAUGAAACUUUUCAAAGAAAUGCAUCACAAACAAAUUUUUCCUGAUGUGAUAACUUAUAGUUCCCUUAUCGAUGGAUUGUGCAAAUCUGGAAGAAUAUCAUAUGCUUUGGAACUUGUCGAUGAGAUGCAUUAUCGAGGGCAACAACCUGAUAUAAUUACUUACAAUUCUAUAUUGGAUGCUUUAUGCAAAAAACAUCAUGUGGACAAAGCAAUUACAUUAUUAACAAAAUUGAAAGGCCAAGGUAUUCGACCAGAUAUGAACACAUACACCAUUCUUGUCAAGGGAUUGUGCCAAAGUGGAAAAUUGGAGGAUGCACGAAAAGUUUUUGAAGAUCUUCUGGUCAAAGGCUACAACCUUGAUGUCUAUGCAUAUACCGUUAUGAUCCAAGGGUUUUGUGACAAGGGCUUGUUUGACGAAGCGUUGGCCUUGCUGUCAAAAAUGGAAGAGAAUGGAUGCAUUCCAGAUGCUAAAACUUAUGAAAUAAUUAUCCUUUCUCUGUUCGAAAAAGAUGAAAAUGAUAUGGCAGAGAAACUUCUUCGUGAAAUGAUCAUGCGAGGUCUAUUGUAAGAUUGAAACUAUUUGAUAGCAUCAUUUCAUUUUA